AUGGGUUUUUGGUGGCAAUUUCUGGAGGUUUAUGGGAGAAUUUAUAAAGCAACAAAACUGCAGACUUCUUCACCCUCUGGACUUUCAGCCAUGUAUGAAUAUGCGAAUAUUAAUUCAAAACAAGCUAAUUAUUUUGGAGAAACCAUUUAUGGAGCUGGUUCCGUUGUAAUCGAAAGCGAAUCGGGAGCUUAUGGAGAGAAGCUCUUGCGAUCAGUCUCAGUCUAUGUGUAA
Dovyalis caffra is the source of this 231-nucleotide messenger RNA. NCBI's taxonomy places the organism in Eukaryota, Viridiplantae, Streptophyta, Magnoliopsida, Malpighiales, Salicaceae. The record is from the annotation of a GenBank genome assembly.